This is a messenger RNA of Drosophila teissieri, 10008 nucleotides long. It is a transcript of the gene unc-13, whose product is annotated as protein unc-13 homolog A. The transcript is spliced from 24 exons. Gene Ontology annotation, biological process: synaptic vesicle priming; neuromuscular junction development; synaptic transmission, glutamatergic. The record is from RefSeq and is a predicted model, not a curated record. Gene Ontology annotation, molecular function: calcium ion binding; phospholipid binding; diacylglycerol binding. Gene Ontology annotation, cellular component: presynaptic membrane; neuromuscular junction; plasma membrane. Bases 171 to 9818 code for a protein of 3215 amino acids. NCBI's taxonomy places the organism in Eukaryota, Metazoa, Arthropoda, Insecta, Diptera, Drosophilidae.
AGAAUUUACCAAGUUGUAGUGUGCAUUUCAACGUUUGUUAAUUCUCAGCAGAGCACAAAUAAUUGUACAUAUGUAUAUAAAAAUUCAGUAUUUCAGACGAAAUUGACUAUUGGAAUAAACGUAAAAACAAUAGCUAGAGAUUGAUUUGGAAAUCGGCACUUAUUAACAGUAUGAUGAACACAUCUCAGCUGCAGGCGACCGGAGAUACGGAAAAAAAAAGUCAGUUACUUAAAAAGGAACUCAAAAUAAACACCCAGGAAAAGCUUAUCUUUGCAGAAAAUGCUCUCAAAAGCCAGAUUAAAAUAAAGGAGCAGUUACGGCUUCAACAACAAUCAACGAUGUAUGCGUCGUCACUAUUCAACUCUUCUUCUGGCAGAUCAGUAAAAGCACCGCUCUUAAACCAGCGGAAUCUUAAUUCUAUCCAGCACCACAUGAAUUUCGACCUGGCCCAAACGCAAAAACCGCAAAUGCAACCACCGAUGAGUAAGUCGCCCGUUGGAUUGGACUCAACUUAUUUCACUUAUCCAAGCACAAGUACUAAUGGAAGUAUGAUAUCGAUUAAAAGUGAACAGCAGUUGUGUCAUAUCUACAAUUCGCAGCAACACUCUGACUACAUUAUAUCCGAUUAUAUGGAUAAAAUUGCAACAAGGAUUAGUUUACUCGAGACAGAGCUAAAGUUUGCUUGGCGUGCCUUGGACUUGCUUUCUACGGAGUACGGAAAGAUUUGGACUCGUUUGGAGAAGCUUGAAAACAUAUCAAUAGAACAGCAGUCUGUCGUUGGUAAUCUCAUGGAUCUUAUCGGAGCAUCAAAACAAGAACUAAAUCAAGUCGAUAUCGAAAAAAUGGAAGUACCUUUAUAUCAGGAUGAAGAUCAAUUACUACCGUUGAUAAUGGAAGACACAUUGGAUAUAGAUAUCCAACAAUCUGAUCGUGACUAUGAUAAGAAACUUACUUUUGAAAAUCAUAAUAACACCUUUGUAACCGAACUAACGCAAGCUACUGAAUCCAAUGAGUUUAUGAAUUCCGCUUGCGCAAUAGAUUCCCAUCCAAAUUUUGAAAACGUUGCAUUGAAUGACAAUAGCUUGGAACUUGGGAUAAUUCAAUUUGGUUUUGAAAAAGGUUAUGAGCCAAAUCAGAAAGGAUCGGAUUUCGAAGCUUCACAAAAGGAAUCAAAAAUUAAACUUUACUCAGAUUCUGACCUUAUGUUAUAUGAAAGGCAGCAGUUUCUAGCAAAUAGCGCCCGUGCCGAAUUAAUGAAGGAAUUUUUAAAUGGACGUCGAGUUUUAAAUGAAAUUUCGGCAUCCUCAGGUGCAUUGUCUAAAAGUUCUAAAAGGGGUACAGAUCUUGUACAGCCAAGAGAACCAUUUAUUAAUGACCACUCGCAUUUCGAGACAGAUGAUAAAUACGAGAGACAGACAAGCAAUGAACAUGACAGUGGUGAUACGUUUUUUCGAUUAGCAGCCUCUAAAACAGGCGAGGGUGGAAUCCAGGUACUACCCAUUGAAGACACUGGAGGAACAAAAAGUCCAGCUAAUAUUAAUGAAGUGGACGAAUCUUUUUAUAAAAAACUAAACGAGGCUUAUCGUGACAAUGAAUUGAGCUCUGAGAUAUUUAAGGUAGAUGCCUUACUACAUAAGUCUGGGGCCACACAUGACCAAAUCUCAUCUAUCCGUAACCACUCAGCUGAUUCCCUUCUUUUAAACAAUCAGGGGGUGAAGGAUAUUACAGAUAUACAAUCUUUGCAGACUGCAAAAACCAGUAUCGUAAUGCAGUCAAAUCCAAAUUUGAACAAAGAAUCAAGAAAGCAUAGAAAAAAAAAACAUCAUACAAACGAAAUGGAUAUGAUUAAUAAACUAAAGUGUAUCCUAGCACAAGCACAAUCAACACAAAUUAUUGAGGUAGACACGGAAGAAUUGGGUUCUACACUUUCAACUCCGGGUGGUAAACCAACUGAAACGGAAGAUAUUACUAUGCAAAAUGAAUCAGACAAACAGAGUAGUACCAGAUACUUAAGAGAUGAUAUACGGAGAAUUUUAAAUAACGUAAUACAGACCUUAUUGGAGGAAAUAAAUAAAAUUACAGGCCUACAAUCAUUGAGUGCAACACAAAUAAGUCAGCUACGAAAUGCUGUAUGGUCAGAAGAAAAGUUUUUUCAAAAAAUCUGCCAAGUCGAUAAAAAAUUGACUUUGCUCUUACUUAAUCCGUUAACAGUAACAGAAGAACUACAAAGACUUUGCAUUUCAAACACAAAUGAAAAGUUUGUGCUGGUGAUGAAAAAGUUAAAAAAAAAUAUUGAUACACUAAAAAAGUUAGUUGGCAGCUCAUUGGAUGAUUUGAAAAUAGAUAAUUCACAUGCAAAUACGACCACAUCUCACAGUCUUAAUUCAUCCCUUAAUUCUAAUGUUAGUAGUUUUAGUGCACAUUUAUUAAGAAACAACUCUAAUCUGGAUGAACAGUUGAAAAUUAUUGAAACUCAAGAGAUUGAAAUACACCGGAAAAAGAAAAUAGACCAAAUUAAGAGCGCACUUUCCGAAGAAGUCGAUACUUUAAACCCAGAUAUUGAAUAUAAAAGCCAUAAUAGUUGUACCAACUCAACUGAAAAUAUUUUAAGCUUUACAAAAAAUAUUUACAAUGAAGAUGAAUACAUAAAGUCUUUAAAAAAGAGUCUGGAACGCCACAAUAGCAUGAUUUUUUUACUCCACUUGCAAAAUCCUGAAAAACACAAAGUAUUGGCUGAUAUAAAUGAUGCACUAGAUUCAAACCGAUCCAGUCUCAGUCCUCCACCACCAGCUCCAACCGAUACAAUUAACUUAAAUGAGGCCAUUAAUCAAAUUUCAUAUCAACAACGAAAUGCAAAAUCAGACUCGGGCCUAUCGUCGAUGAGCGGCUGGUCACCCAACUCCCAAGUGUCGGUUGGAAUUCAAACCUACGAUUUUGUCUGUAAUAAUAUUUAUGAAAGUUGUAGCGAAAGAUUGCCCUUAGCUGAAAAUUCAAACCUUCACAGUUUACCAGUCAGUUAUGAACAAACUCAAAAAAAUAUUAAAAAUGAGUGUGUAAUAUUAGAAGAAAAUCUAAACUAUAUUUAUGAGCUUUCUAAAAAUUUACCUAUUUGCUCUGCCUAUGAAAAUAAGUCUAUUUUCGAUAUGAAUAGCGACUCAAAUGAAAUAAGAAAAUUUUCCACUGUUGACGAAAUGCUGGAAUGGGACCAGCUCAAUGAACCGGAUAAACAAAACUUUUCUGCGAAACGGGUAAACUCGAACCUUAUGCCAGACCUUCUGACUGCGCAAACACAAAAGUCCUCAUUAAAGCACAAUAAAAAAACAAGUAUGAAAAUUGAAUAUGUUGGACAAGAGGAAAAUGGAAGCAUGACAAGGAGUAGCAUCAUAGAACCAAAUAUUUAUAACGAAAAAUCGCUAAAUCAAUUUUGCAGACCUUGUUUGACAGAUAGACUAGUAUUUUAUCCCUCAUCAAACUCUAAUACCGAUCACAAUAGCAGCCAUAAUUUAAAUUAUUUGGGUCAACAGGAUCAAACGCAGAUUAAUAAGGUAUUCGGAUCUGUACCUUCGAAUCAAGUUCCAAUGAACUAUCCUGGUAGUUAUUCUAAUGGUCAGCCGGAGGAUCUUAUUGACGCAACGAACUCAAGUCAACUGGAAUUCGAGGUCGAAUCGGAGUCACUGUUCAACUCUCCUAAUACUUCUUGCUAUUUUAAACAACAAAGGUUUGUUCAAGAAACAUCUCCUGCAAAGCCUUUGAAGGUAUGGAACAGGCUAAAUACCAUAUUAACACAAAAUCUAAAGCUUAAGCGGCCAUCAAAGUUUAAUAGAUCACAGUCUUUACCCGGUGAUGUGCAAAGCCAAGGCGUCCAGAGACAGCCUCGUGGCCAGGCCGGCUCGUGUCCGUUUCUUUCUCACAAGCGUUUCACUCUAGGCGGAAGCCAGGUUCAGUUAUCGAAAAGAAUUCAAAAGUUUCCAAUGCGUUUUAUGCGACGAGCAACAGGAGCCCCAUUCGUGCGGCGCUUGUCAAACCCAGACUCCGCUGUUUCAUUCGAUUCGGCUGCCGAUAAACGCUUCUCAAGCGAAAGAAGUUUACAAAAAAAAUCACUUUCGUCUAAGAUGAAUAGUUUAAUGCAAAAGGCAAAGAAGUACAAACGGCACAGCUUUGUCCUGCGCCGCGGCUGUAACAUGUCGGAUUCUAAAUGGGAGACGCCAGACUUUGCUUCAUCGGAUAACGAUAAAAGUUCGAUAUCAGCAAGUGAAAUUUUGUUGAAUCAAUCGGACGAGGUAGAAGACGAACUGGAUGAAGAUUUUAAUGAUAAAAAUGGGCGUGACUUUGACUAUAAAAGUGAAUUAGGUGGUUCAAUUGAGAAGUUAAAUGGCAACCUACCAAAAAAUCUAUUUGCUAUUGUAGGUGACCUAAAAAAGAUUCAAAACCCCUUACCACUGGCUGUCUCAACAGAAAUUUCUCUUUUUGAACAUAAAAAUAGUAAUAAAUAUGAAAAUCUUAAAAAUGCACCCAUUGCAAUGCCGAAGAUUCUCUUAGAGACGACACCACAGGCAUGCCAUCAAGAACUCAAAUCAGCACAUUCUGACGAUGAAGUCGUUAAGAACUCACUUGGAAUCUCGGUCAAAAAUAAUGUAAAUACCCCCACGCUUAGUAUAUCUCAGACGAUUGAAGAUGAUUUCGUCCCAACGAUGACUACAUUCCUUAGAACAGCAACGACAACUACAACUACAACUACAACGAUAAACAGCAGUCGUAAUCUCAAUGGCACUAGCGCUUUAUGGGUCACGCAGCAGUGCUUAGACCUUCCAAACAAUCCCGGGUGUGGGUCGCGAGAAGAUGACGAUAAUCGCAGUCAGCAUUCUGCUCGCACUCUCUCUUCUUCUCGUCGACAAAGCACUGAAGAUAGCAUUGAUACAGACGACGAAUACUUUUAUUAUGAGCUUCGCCAGUUAGAGGAGCAGGAAAAGCAACGGGCUCAAAUUUCUGCACUUUCAUCUUUCAAACGACAAGAUGACAAUGGGGUAUUGUUUUCACAAAUUGGACAACUUCUUCAAAACGAUGUUAACGGAGAAGACUGUUUUCGCCCUUCUUCUGAUGGAACACAAGACUGUUUUCGCUCUUCUGGUGCCUAUAAGGAUGGAGAAGACGCUAUUAUUUAUUCUCCAAGUGAAAGUGUAAAGUUACGGAUGUCUGAUGUAUUUAUUGAACUGAAAAACGUGGUUAGUUUAGUCCCAGGCAUAUAUGAUGACAGUGUGGUAUACGCAGCGUCUGUCGCGACUAUUGAAGGAACUUCUAUUGUGAAACCCACAUGUGAAAAACUUGCGACAGUUUCCGACAUGCACAGUGCUUGGCAGGAUGUUGGUGAUUUACAUAUAACAACAUCCGAUAUUGAUUCUAAUGACGACCUAAUUGCAAAUAAGGGCAGGGAAACUGUCAUUUAUUUAAAUAACAAACAACGAAAAUUGAGACGAUUAAAAAAAAAAACACGCGAUCGUAAAAUAAAUACAUUAAACAGUGCAGCUAGUUCCAGUUCGUCUUGCCAUUCUGAAAAUGAAUGUGAGCAGUAUGAACGUAAUACACCACUUGGAAAAUGUACUCAGAGAUUGGAAGCGGAUAAAGCUGAGGAUGAAAUAUCCCAUAAAUCGGAAGCAUCUAGCGAGACAUCAGGACCAGAUACGCCAGCAGAACUGAGCGAUGUUGAGAUAAGCGAAACUGAAAACGGUGUGAGGGCUGCCGGACAGAAUAUAGAUGACAUGCACGAAAAUUCAGAGGCCCUCUUAAAGGCUAAUCUGACGUCCCUAUUACAUGACCACAAUUUAAAAAACCAGUCUCUGGAAACAUAUCACCAUAAUACGCACAUAUUAAAGAAUAUUACAAGUAAAUCACUUUCAACGCAGAACCAAAUUGACUCAAAAAAGUUAAUUAGUCAAGAAUUAGAUGCUGAUGGAACACAAGCUUUAGGCAAUGAAACUGGUCUUGGCAGUAGCAAGUGGAAAUUGCUAAAAACUUUAAAGGAGCGCAAGAUCGAGGAAAAAAAUAAUCAAGAUAAAAUUAAGGAAGACGAAAUGACAAAGGACAGGGACAAGAAUGGAGGUGGUACUGGAGAAGUGGGAUUACGUACGAAUGGUCAUCCCGGUGAUAAUCCAUUCUAUAGCAACAUUGACAGUAUGCCGGACAUAAGGCCUCGUAGAAAAUCUAUUCCUCUUGUGUCUGAGCUGGUUCUCAAGACAAUGGCCGCUACAAAACGAAAUGCUGGACUCACAUCUGCUGUUCCGCGUGCAACGCUUAAUGACGAAGAUCUGAAAAUGCACGUGUACAAAAAAGCUCUACAAGCCCUGAUCUACCCUAUAUCUUCCACAACGCCACACAAUUUUUUGUUAUGGACUGCUACGUCACCGACGUACUGCUACGAGUGCGAGGGUCUUUUGUGGGGAAUAGCACGACAAGGGGUGCGAUGCACUGAGUGCGGUGUAAAGUGUCAUGAAAAAUGUAAGGACCUGCUGAAUGCGGACUGCCUACAGCGUGCUGCCGAAAAAAGCUCAAAGCACGGCGCGGAAGACAAGGCUAACUCCAUUAUUACAGCCAUGAAAGAUCGAAUGAAGCAACGUGAACGAGAGAAGCCUGAAAUUUUUGAGUUGAUUAGAGCCGUAUUCAGCGUUGAGGAGAAGAGUCAUACCGGUCAUAUGAAGGCUGUAAAGCAAAGCGUCCUGGAUGGCACAAGCAAGUGGUCGGCAAAAAUAGCAAUCACAGUGAUUUGUGCUCAAGGCCUGAUAGCGAAGGAUAAAAGCGGUACCAGUGAUCCAUAUGUGACGGUGCAGGUUAGCAAGGUGAAAAAACGAACGCGAACAAUGCCGCAGGAACUUAACCCUGUGUGGAACGAGAAGUUUCACUUCGAAUGCCACAACUCUUCUGACCGCAUAAAAGUUCGAGUUUGGGACGAAGACAAUGACCUGAAGUCGAAGCUGCGUCAGAAAUUAACUCGAGAGUCGGACGACUUUUUGGGCCAAACAAUUAUUGAGGUUCGUACUCUUUCUGGUGAGAUGGAUGUAUGGUACAACCUGGAAAAGCGCACAGAUAAAUCGGCCGUGUCAGGCGCCAUACGGCUUCAUAUAUCUGUUGAAAUUAAAGGCGAGGAAAAGGUAGCUCCUUACCAUGUACAAUAUACCUGUCUACACGAGAACCUUUUUCAUUAUCUUUGUGAAGAAAAUACCGGAAUGGUAAAGUUGCCAACUCAAAAAGGGGACGAUGCUUGGAAGCUGUAUUUUGAUGAAAUACCCGAGGAAAUUGUCGACGAGUUUUCUAUGCGAUAUGGAAUUGAGAAUAUCUAUCAAGCAAUGACACAUUUCCACUGCUUAUCUGCUAAAUACCUUUGUCCAGGGGUACCAGCUGUAAUGAGUACCCUGUUGGCAAACAUAAAUGCUUAUUAUGCUCAUACGACUGCUUCCUCAGCUGUAUCGGCCAGUGAUAGAUUUGCUGCCAGCAAUUUUGGGAAAGAAAAAUUUGUUAAGUUGCUGGACCAAUUGCACAACUCACUAAGGAUUGAUUUGUCAAUGUACAGAAAUAACUUUCCUGCAUCGAGCCCAGAAAAGUUGAUGGAUCUAAAAUCUACAGUCGAUUUAUUGACCAGCAUAACAUUUUUCCGCAUGAAGGUACAAGAGCUAUCUAGCCCGCCGAGGGCAAGUACUGUAGUCAAGGAUUGUGUUAAAGCAUGCCUAAGAUCCACAUAUCAGUUCUUAUUUGAGAACUGCUAUGAACUCUACAAUAGAGAAUUUCAGGUUGAUCCCAAUGAAGCUAAACGUGCGCCAGACGAUCACGAACCAAAGCUUGAUAGCGUUGACUUCUGGCACAAGCUUAUAGCUUUAAUCGUAUCUGUAAUAGAUGAAGACAAAAACAGUUACGGAACCGUUUUAAAUCAAUUUCCCCAAGAGCUCAAUAUUGGACAGUUAUCAGCCUCUUCAAUGUGGCAUCUCUUUGCUGUGGACAUGAAGUACGCGCUCGAGGAACACGAGCAGCAUCGUCUAUGCAAGUCAUCCGCUUAUAUGAACCUUCACUUUCGAGUUAAGUGGCUAUACAGUAACUACGUCAAGGAGGUGCCUCCCUACAAGGGAGCGGUUCCCGAUUACCCAGCAUGGUUCGAGCCUUUUGUGAUGCAGUGGCUAAAUGAAAAUGACGAUGUUUCAUUGGAAUACCUUCAUGGUGCAUUUAAGAGGGACAAAAAAGACGGGUUUCAAAAGAGCAGCGAGCACGCGCUUUUUUCAAAUUCUGUAGUCGACGUUUUUACGCAAUUGACGCAAUGUUUCGAUGUUGUUAGCAAACUCGAGUGUCCUGAUCCAGAAAUUUGGAAACGUUACAUGAGGCGUUUUGCUAAAACAAUCGUAAAAGUGCUAAUAGCCUAUGCGGAUAUUGUGAAAGUAGAGUUUCCAGAGCAUAUGAAGGAUGAAAGAAUCGCUUGCAUACUUAUGAACAACAUUCAACAACUGAGGGUGCAGUUAGAAAAAAUGUUUGAGUCUAUGGGUGGGGAUAAGCUAGAGGAGGAUGCCGCGAAUAUUUUAAAAGAACUUCAGCAAAAUCUUAACUCAGCGUUGGACGACUUAGCUUCACAAUUCGCAAUAAGUUUGGAGCCACGAAUAACUCAAUCAGUGCGAGAACUUGGGGACAUGUUGCUUUCUAUCAAAGGAGGCAGUGGAACUCUUGCUGUUGGUAAUCUUGCAGCCCAAAGGAACGCGGUCGCCGUUGAGGCCGAUGAAGUUUUAAGGCCGCUAAUGGAUUUACUCGAUGGAUCUUUAACUCUCUAUGCGCAAUCAUGCGAAAAAACUGUAUUGAAGAGAUUACUAAAGGAGUUAUGGAAGAUCGUAAUGCGAAUAUUAGAGAAAACAAUUGUUUUACCACCUAUGACUGAUAAAACUAUGAUGUUUAAACACCUUACUGACAAUGCGAAAAACUUGGCAUCCAAUGCAAAAAUUGAAGACAUGGGUCGUUUGUUCAAGUCACAUAUGGCAGGAAAGCAGGAUGUUAAAAGUGCUCUGAGCGGGGUAAUGGACAUAUCAAAAGAAGUGGAAAAAAACUUGUCACCCAAGCAGUGCGCGGUGCUUGACGUUGCCUUAGAUACAAUAAAACAAUAUUUUCACGCGGGUGGCAAUGGACUGAAGAAGACCUUUCUCGAAAAGUCGUCCGAGCUUCAGAGUUUACGUUACGCACUCAGUUUAUAUACACAAAUGACCGACACAUUAAUCAAAACCUUUAUAUCAAGCCAAGUUCACGAGGUCGAUCCAGAAAACUCAGAAGAAAGUGUCGGCGAAAUAUCCGUGCAAAUAGACUUAUUUUCCCAUCCAGGCACCGGUGAACAUAAAGUAAACGUGAAAGUUGUUGCUGCUAAUGACCUUAAAUGGCAAAUACCAUCGGGUAUGUUCAGACCAUUUGUUGACAUUAAUUUAAUCGGACCACACCUGCAAGAAAAAAAAAGAAAGUUCGCUACAAAGUCGAAGUCUAAUAACUGGUCACCCAAAUACAACGAAUCAUUCAGCUUCACCAUUGGAAAUGAGGAGCAGUUAGACUUCUUUGAAUUGCACAUUUGCGUCAAGGACUAUUGUUUUGCUCGUGAUGAUCGACUUGUAGGCGUAGCCGUAAUUCCAUUAAAAGAUAUAUCGGAAAAGGGAUCGGUCGCAUGCUGGUUACCCUUAAUGAGGCGUAUCGAAAUGGACGAAACGGGUUGGACCAUUUUAAGAAUUUUGUCGCAGCGAAAUAAUGAUGAAGUGGCCAAGGAAUUUGUCAAACUGAAAUCGGAAAUACGGCAGGAGCCAACCAUGGGCACAUAAGUCGGGCAUCUCGUACUACCAAGUCCUCAAAACUACUAUAAUAUUAAAUACUACAUAACAUUGUUUAAUUUGCCAAAACGACUUUAUUUGAAUUUAUUUUUUAGAGGUGUUUAUAUUACAUAAAUUCGUAGGCAAGAAUGAAGAAACAAUAGUAUAAUAAAGGAAAUCGUGGAUAAUAUAUGAAUAUAAA